UCACACACGUCAUUAAUUUCAUUUAACAUCAUAUCCAAUCCGUAUCUCAAGUGUAUAAUGAUCGCGGUGGUCUCGCUAAUUUUUUCAUACGAUUCUAUUUAAAGUGGUGCAGUGAGUGAAUAAGUGCCGACACGAUCAUAUUAACAAUUAGAUAGUUGAAAUACAAUAGCAAAAUGUUUAGCUGGCUUAAGAAGGAGGGAGAAAAAUCUGAAAGUAUCGACAAUGUCGUCGAAGGGCUUAAAAGAAUUUAUAAAACUAAACUCCUCCCUCUGGAACUGCAUUAUCAAUUUCAUGACUUCCACUCACCGCAAUUGGAGGAGCCUGACUUCGAUGCCAAGCCCAUGAUACUUUUGGUAGGACAAUACUCAACCGGUAAAACGACCUUCAUCAAAUAUCUCCUAGAAAGAGAUUUUCCGGGUAUCAGAAUCGGUCCGGAGCCCACGACCGAUCGGUUUAUAGCAGUAAUGUAUGACGAAAAAGAAGGCGUAAUACCAGGUAACGCUCUCGUCGUCGACCCAAAGAAACAGUUCCGCCCUCUAAGUAAGUUCGGUAACGCCUUCCUAAAUAGAUUCCAAUGCUCCACCGUCGUGUCCCCCGUCCUCCGCGGCAUCUCCAUAGUGGAUACCCCCGGCAUUCUCUCAGGAGAGAAGCAGCGAGUGGACAGAGGCUACGAUUUCACGGGUGUCCUGGAAUGGUUCGCCGAACGAGUGGAUCGUAUCAUAUUGUUGUUCGACGCUCACAAACUUGAUAUUUCCGAUGAAUUCAGAAGAAGUAUUGAAGCUUUAAGAGGUCACGAUGACAAAAUUCGUAUAGUAUUGAACAAAGCUGAUAUGAUUGACCACCAGCAGCUGAUGCGAGUAUACGGCGCGCUCAUGUGGUCGCUGGGUAAGGUUCUCCAGACGCCCGAAGUGGCUCGAGUCUAUAUCGGUUCGUUUUGGGACCAGCCGUUGCGAUAUGACGUCAACAGACGUCUGUUUGAAGACGAAGAGCAGGAUCUCUUCAGAGACAUGCAGUCUCUUCCGCGAAAUGCUGCAUUACGUAAAUUAAACGAUUUGAUAAAAAGGGCACGCCUUGCUAAGGUUCAUGCAUACAUUGUAAGUGAAUUGAGAAAAGAAAUGCCUUCAAUGUUUGGAAAAGAUGGAAAGAAAAAGGAGUUGAUCAAGAACCUCGGUCAAGUGUACGACCGCAUCCAAAGAGAACAACAGAUAUCUCCUGGUGAUUUCCCUGACAUUAAGAAAAUGCAAGAAACUUUGGCUAAUCACGAUUUCACCAAGUUCCACCCACUGAAGCCUAAGUUACUUGAAGUAGUUGACCACAUGCUAGCGACAGACAUCGCCCGGCUGAUGGACAUGAUCCCACAGGAAGACGUCAACGUUGUCACAGAGCCUCUCAUCAAGGGCGGGGCGUUCGAGGGCGUCGAGGACCAGGUGUCGCCGUUCGGGUACGGACGCGGCGAGGGCGUCGACGCCGGCCACGGCGACCCCGAGUGGAUUUGCAGCAAGGAGAAGCCGCACUACGACCAGAUCUUCCACUCGCUCAACCCCAUCGAUGGCAAGGUCACCGGCGCGGCUGCGAAGACGGAGAUGGUGAAGUCGAAGUUGCCGAACUCUGUGCUCGGCAAGAUCUGGAAGCUGUCGGACAUCGACAAGGACGGCUUCCUGGACGAGGACGAGUUCGCGCUCGCCAUGCACCUCAUCCAAGUGAAGAUCGACGGCCACGACCUGCCCGCCGAGCUGCCGCCGCACCUCGUACCGCCCUCCAAGCGCAACUAGCUGCCCCGCGCCCUCUCUGAGGAUACGACGUUCUCUAAUGUUUUCAUAUAAUGAGAUGACGUCCAAACCGCUUUAAUAAACUGUAAAACGUGUAACUUUCAUAUCUGGAGAGUGCGGCGCUCGGCUAUCAACACAACUGUUAAUGUUUACUUGAUUAAACGGUAAAAUUUGUUUUGUUUUGUCAUAGAAAACCGUACAGCCUUACGAAACGUCGCAGCGUGCAGGCUCGUCCCCGUACCGAUUUUAUUAUUUGUAUGUUAGUUAAUUACACGUGUACGCACAAUUUUAUGAGGUUUAUGGUUCACGAAAAAAGAAUAUCAUAAUCAACAUAAAUAUGCAAGGUGUGCGGCGGCCGCGAGGUGUGCUGCUUGUUGCCCCUUGCUGCCUUCUGCUUCGACACUCUGCUCACUCUGACACGGGAAGGUACCCCCCCCCACCAGUUCCCGAGUCACCCCAACUACUAACCAGUAAGACGCAGUGCAACGCGCGAGCAAUGCCUCUACGCGGAGGGGCAAUACUUAGCUGUACGAUUAAUUUAUUCCAAGAGUUAAAACGUUUGGUGCUCGCAGAGUUUUCAUUUAUAUUUGAUGUAAAUUUAUAAAGAUGAGUUUACUUUUAAGUACAUUAUCAUAUUUUGCAAUUAGUAUUGUUUGUUACAUAAAAUUUAUUUAUUUAAAUACUAAGUUGUAUCGCGGAUUCUUAACACUUUACGUUUUAUUCGUACAAAAUUUGUUCCUAUUAAAAAAUUGGCUUUGCUUUAUAUUCUCGAGACCUGCCUCGGCGCUCGGCUGUCGGCUGGCGGCAGGCCAGGCCGCGGUGUUUCUGCAAUCUAAUAUUUAACUCGCUACUAUUUAUGCUGCAUUUAUCGUAAUACACUUCAUAGUUGAGUGCGUUUCCGCAGUCUGCAGCUAGCGCCCGCGCCGCCCGAGGCGGGCCCUGUGUAAAUACCUUAUUUUGUAUGUGUUACAAGUUUUGGAACAUGUCGUCGCGACAUUUUUACAUUUGCUACUAUGUGUACAUAAAAUAUGUAAAUGUAUUUAUCAUAAAUUAUACAGAGAGUGUA
Papilio polytes (common Mormon) is the source of this 2835-nucleotide messenger RNA. It is a transcript of the gene Past1, whose product is annotated as EH domain-containing protein 1. Gene Ontology annotation, cellular component: cytoplasm; plasma membrane. Lineage: Eukaryota; Metazoa; Arthropoda; Insecta; Lepidoptera; Papilionidae. Gene Ontology annotation, biological process: endocytosis; endosomal transport. The transcript is spliced from 3 exons. The record is from RefSeq and is a predicted model, not a curated record. Gene Ontology annotation, molecular function: GTP binding; calcium ion binding; protein binding. Bases 174 to 1772 code for a protein of 532 amino acids.